This is a messenger RNA of Platichthys flesus (European flounder), 1062 nucleotides long. RefSeq names its product adipogenesis associated, Mth938 domain containing (gene aamdc). The record is from RefSeq and is a predicted model, not a curated record. Gene Ontology annotation, cellular component: cytoplasm. Gene Ontology annotation, biological process: positive regulation of fat cell differentiation. The transcript is spliced from 3 exons. The coding region runs from base 110 to 583 and encodes 157 amino acids. NCBI's taxonomy places the organism in Eukaryota, Metazoa, Chordata, Actinopteri, Pleuronectiformes, Pleuronectidae.
AACUAAACUGCUUCCGGUUUGUGUUUCCCUUUAAGAACAGGAGGAAGUGAAGUCCAGGGGGUGUGGCCUGUCUGUUGACAACUUCACGAGCAGGUUGCGUGUUACAGCCAUGUCCUCUCCAGAGAUCUCCUCUCUCUCCUGGGGCCACAUGAAGGUGAAGGGAUGCUCCUCCAGCUACAAGGACUGUAAGGUGUGGCCUGGAGGCAGCCGGGCCUGGGACUGGAGAGAGACCGGCACUAACGUGAGUGGAAGCCCGAUCAGAACCGAUCCCACAGCACCGAAACAGGACCAUAGCCCGCUGUGGUUCUUUGUGACCGGGCUCACACUUGGUUAUUUCUCCUCCCAGCAUCACCCUGGAGUGCAGCCUGCUGAUCUGGAGGAGGUGCUGCAGAAGGGAGUCGACCUGCUGGUAAUCGGCAGAGGGAUGAGUGAAGCCCUGCAGGUUCCCUCCACCACUCUGGACUUUGUGAAGCAGAGCGGCGUGGACGUCAGAGUCCUGCAGACGGAGAAGGCCGUUGCUGAAUACAACAAACUGGUUGGUCAGGGGGCCAAGGUGGGCGGAGUCUUUCACUCCACCUGUUGAGGUCGGGCCCUGUGUUCGUCCACCGGAGGAAAUGACCGACAGGCGAUGGAGACGCCGUGUUCCACCGUCUGGUUUGAACCGGUGGUUUCCUCCUGCAGAUCUCACCGAUCACUGUGAGACUCAAACAACAGCUCUAAUCUUAAAGUGGGUCGGUCCUCACGUUGUGUGUUUGCUGCGCUGUAGAAGGUCACUGGCGUCUAAAGAGAAUUUAUUUAAAGAUUCUAAAUCAGGGAACUCUUUUCACUUUUGUAUAUUUGACUCUAGAUGAAGAAAAUCUGUCGACAGAGAAAUUCAGUUUGUCGUUGAUGUUAUUUCAAAGUCGACUUCAAAUCAGGUUGAAGAUGAAACGUUAGAACAUUUGACCUUUUGUGUAAAAAGAACUGGUUGCUGUGAAGUUGAUGAAUGUUCAGAUCAGUUUUCAUGAGAUGAGUUUGUCUUGUUUGCUACAGAAAAUAAAAUGAGAGAAUAAAUCUCCUCCA